Messenger RNA from Schistosoma curassoni, 7507 nucleotides. The record is from the annotation of a GenBank genome assembly. Lineage: Eukaryota; Metazoa; Platyhelminthes; Trematoda; Strigeidida; Schistosomatidae.
ACUUGGUAAGUUCGAGAUUCCCAGGAGAGACUAUGAUUUGUGGACGACCUUUGAGCGAAGCUAGACCAAACUUUAGAGUGUCCGCCUAAUGACUACGUCAAAAUGAGGGUUAUAAACCAGUGUGGGGAAUUAGAAUUAUGAUCUACACUUGAUGUUUAAGGUUAGAAAAUAGAUUUAGGGUUUUCAUCACGAACUGACAUAAGUUACAAUACCGAAACUCUAUAUAACCAGAUGGAUGAGUGAAUUAUAGCCUCGCCGUCUUGUGUGGGGUAGCGACAGCCUGAUCGUUGGCAAUUGUUUUUCUGGCAUUGUCCAACCAUCAAACAUAAGUCUUCAAAAAUAAACUAGAUGUGAUAAUACCCAGAGACAAAAGAAAUUGAUGAAAAAAAAGUGGAAAGCCGUAGAUUGUUAGAACCAAAAGUGCUAACGAAUAAAAUAAACACGAGAACUCAGAAGUACCGACGAUAUACCACUUUGGAAAUAAAAACUAUACUCUAUGCGAAUACUUUAACUGAAAUAUAUUCAAUUAGAUUCAUAUUCCGAUACGGUUUUUUCAGUAGUCUUGGUACGUAAUAAACGAUGAAAACAAUUAAAUUUGCCCAGCAAAAAACACUUCUGUCCUUUUUAAAUAACGCGGGAAAUCAACAGAUUAUAAUAUUUAUGUGUUGUAGCAUCACAUUCCUUAACCAGUAGUAUUAUCAAUCCAUACGUAGUAUUGAAAUGUGAAUGCUUUAAGUCAUAUAAGUCACGCCAGAAAUUUAUUAGAGAUUUUAAAUAGAGCUCUAAGGAAGUUGUUCUUCAGUCCCUUAAACUUGAAUUCAGUUCCUAUUUUUUAAAGGCUGCUACAAUAAGUUCCUCAGCAAACGCUUUGCAUGUAGAUAGAACUCACAGAGCGAGGAACAUCAAUUUAAGGUUGAUCGUUUAGAAGCAAUUGGGCUUAAAGUUUCUAUAUUUUUACUAUGUACUAUCAAUGUACCUAAACAUUAGGUUCACCAAUCUUUAAAUCAUUUUGAGUUUUGACAGUGCAUAGUUUCUUCCUUGUGCAUAUUUUCGUUGAUAAUGCUCCCAACUAAAGUUAGUGGCUACAUAUUUGAUUCAUGUUAGUUUCUGAUUUCAACGUCUUGUCGUUGUACACCGUCAUAUGUCAAAGAAGCUUCAAGUCCGAGAAUAAUAGUCUAUUCCUCAAUCUACUUUUUUUCUGUUUUGUGGUUUUUGUCUGAUUCCUUCGUGUAAUGAAAAUCUGGACAUCUGUGGAUCAGUGUUUGUACUACAUGAAUUACCCCAUACUAAUGUACAUUAACCAUGCAAAAUGCUGGGAAAAUAGUAUGUUUACGUAACUUAUUUGAUUCAUCUAGUUGGUGACCAAACUCAGUUCAAGAACACCAGUCUUAAAGCACUGGUCGCUCGCUAAAAUUUAAUUGCCAAACAGUGAGUGUGCAACAAAAACUAGUUACUCAUGAUUUAUUUGGUUAUAACGAUAGAGUUUGACAACCAGUAUUCAUUUUUCAGGUGCAACUUUAUCUCAAACUUUAUGCAAGAAAAUUAUAUACAUGUACCACACAGCCUUUAGCCUCCUUUUACGUAGGUUAUUAUCCGAUAGUUUUGCUUUGAGUAUAAGCAUUUUCUUAACUUAAGCGGUCGAAUAAAGCUUCUGGGGGAUUUACUCAAACCACUUUACCACUUUAUUAUAACAGUAUGCAAUUAUUCUGGUACGUUCCUUAACAAUGACAUAAUUUGCCAUCCAUUAAAAAUGAAUGGGAACGAUUAAUCGUUUAAACUUACUACGAGUAGUAGCCUAAAAAAAUAAGUAUCUAAACAAGUUAGUAUAAAAGCGGAUUCGGGGCAUACUUGAGGUAGACAGCUAAAAUAAUGAUCGAUAAAAUUCUAAAUGGAUCCUUAAAUGGUUUCCAGUCAGUUCUGAGUUACUCGUCUGAACAACCAGACAUCAGUGUUAGAACUCUCUCACCGGUAUAGUAAGAAUUGAAAAAAGCACAGUCACGAUGUGGGUAUACGUGACAAGGCCUGUUAGGCUAUCUGCAAAAUACUUUGAGUAUGUUAGUUAAAAAUUUCACACUUGGCUAGCUAAAUCACUAAUUUGAUAGGUUCAUGCGUAAGCUAUUUAGACUAUCUUAUAUCCUCAAGCAUGCCAGUUCAUAUAAACAAUGAAAAUUUUGUAAUCGCCCCAUGGCAAUUGGUAUAAAAUUCCCUAAAAUCAACAGUUUUUACCUGUGUCUUUGCAAAAACGAUGAAGUGUAUCAAAUUUGGGUGUUUAAUCGACCACAUCUCAAACCUUUAUUAGAUUUAAAAAUGAAGUGUCAUCUACAGCUUUCCAAUACCAUUCAUAAAUUUGUUUGCAGGCCUAUAAACCAUAGUUAUUUUGAGCACGAGUGAUAUCCUAUUAUCUACCUCAUAGAUGAGAGAAACUACAAGUUUUGAUCAAAAGUUUGGAGUCAUCAGCGAGUUUUAGCAACCCGUAUGGUUACUGUCUCGUUGAAAAUCUGACCAAAUACAUGGGUAAUCAUCAAAUUUGUAUACAUCUUACAAUCACAUUUUGAUAUAAGAAAAGAGAUCGAAAGUGAACUGAUUUCUUGAAUACGGUCAUAUGCAAAGAUAAUCAUUAUAAUUGUAAACUUAAGCUUUCUAACGGUUAUGACAGCUUGUUAUUUUAGUAUUUGUGUUCAACGUUAAUCAACUGAAGUUUGGAAACUGUAUCAAGAUCUUCAAAUUUGAGGUGAUCAUUUUAUUGGUCUGGUGCUUCUGAAUCAAAUGGUUUGUUAAAACUACCCUUACAAUUUUGAACUAUGAAAAGCUGCUAAAUCAAGCUUUCCUUACGAAAAUACUCACCUGUUUAGGCUAAAGAGAACUAUAGUACGUUGUAGCUGACUGACUAAUUAAUACUACUAAAAUCGAUCACGAUUCGAAAAAUACUAUACAGGAUAUAUGUAUACAUAUAUUAGUAAGUGGCCGGAAGCUUUGUUCAUCAUCCUUCGUAUUAUUUAUCUUUUCAGACGGAUUUAUAAUCGUUUAUGUCGCCAUGCGACUACGCAUAAGUCAUUUGCUUUAAGUCGUGAGAGCUUACAUUUCCGAACAAUCAAGUAAAAAUGUUUCCAUGUGCAUCUUAUUCUGGUGAUGAACCAAAGAUCGAUAGUGGAUCUUUUGACAAUAAGACGUCUUGGCUUCAGAGCUCCACAUACUCAAAACAAAACCUCACUGUUCAUACGAAUGAAGCAGCAAAUACUGAAAAGGGAAGAGAAUCGAAAUCAGUUAAACGCCCAUCUUCUCCUAAAAAACAUAAAUUAGAGAAGAAUCAGAAAGUCACAUCAACUGCUGUAUUUUUGGAAGACAUUCCUGGACUAGAUAUUAAUAAUGCAUAUAGAAUUGAUCGAUCUUGUAACAGAGAAAUUUAUAAGCACGGUUGUAUUUAUGAAAAACAUGUGUCACAAUUUAAACAGAAGAGUAAAACAAGAAUAUUGGGGUUUAAAGAUCUAUAUUUGUAUGAUCUUCUGGGCUGUGAAAUAAAACGUAAACGUGGAGUCACAAAAAAAUCGCGAUAUUUUAGUAAGUCAAGCAGGGCAAUCAUUCAAAGUCCUAGUACUGUUAUCAAGUCAUCUGAUAAAAGUGGCAUGUCGACAGAUUUAAUUCGUUUUCCUGAUGAACUUAGUACUUGCGCAUCAACAACGGGAAUAAGAAACAAUGAUAUUUUAAAUCUUUGUGAAGAACUUAACCGUCGGGUCUACGAUCGACCAGGUGAUUUGAUUUCGUGGUUCAAUUUAAUUGAUAUACAAGACAAAGGAGCUUCUUUUCUACAUAUUACAAGUGCUGGUUUUGAACAGAAACAGUUAUGUUCUGACUUUAAAUUUUCUAAAAGUGACAGACUUAUUAUACUGAAGAAGCAGUUAUCAAUGGCUGAUCGAGCUCUUACGGCUAAUCCUGGUAAUUUGACAUUGAAAUUAUUCAUAAUUAAAACAAACGAACUGGUGGCUGAACUUGAAGCUCAUGGUGCCUCGAAAUCUUCAUCUAGCAAGGAAGUUUGUCAGGCAGAUCAAAUUAAUCGGGAUUGGGCUCAGCUUGUAUUCACUUAUCCCCAACUUGUACCCAUGUGGCGUGGGUAUACGGCGCAUCUUAUGGGUCGGAAUUCAUCAUUAACUACUAUAAAUCAAGGAGUUGGAAAUGGGGUAUUUUCACGCAUUGAUGGUGUUUAUAAGAGAGGUCUAUCAACAUUAUCAGGUAUAAUAUCCGGAAGAAUAUUAUCACAUAGACCACAACCAGAUACUGUAGAAAGAACAAUCGACUACUUGGCUGAUUAUUGCCAUUGGUUAGCUCAAGCAGGACAUUCAGAACGAGCUUUAGCAGUAUGGCAAGCUGUUAUUGAAUUCAAUUGUUUUCGUCCUACAGAAAUUGAACAAAGUUCAUUUGAGCAACGGAUUCUAGAAAUGGAAUUAUUUUGGUCAAGUGGUAUGCCUAGAUUUGGUCAACCUGGUUCACAACAUUGGAAUGGAUGGUUUAAAACUCGAAAUAAACGACAGGAUAAAUCGCGACUAAAAGAAUCAAAAUUAUCUAAAAGUCAUAAGAGAAAUCAAAUUAUUUCACCAAUUAUUUCCGAAAUAACUUCAGACAUGUCAGUUGAAGAACUACAUUCUAAGUGGACUAGUGUAGCUGGAAAAUUAACCGCUAUUGCUAGCACUUGUGAAGACGCAUUGAUUAGUUGUUCAGGAGAAGGUAUUCCUGAUGAAUCCUAUGAAAAUACAGGUCCAGAUGUUGUUCCAUCCAUUCUUUCGUCAGAAGUUGCAGCUGAUCAAUGGGUUCGUCGUGGGAGCAUUCCUUCACUUGCAGGCCAUGGUUCAUUUGGAAAGAGUCGAGCCAUCUUAUAUCGUCGUGGAAAAGCUUGGGUUGGUCUAGAACGUGCUCGCGAAGCAGUUGGUUGGCUACCUUCAGAUGUAUUAAACGCUCAGGAUCAAAAAGACGUAGAAGAUGAAGAUCCUGAGAGAUUAGUUUUAUUUGAUGAUAUUAAACCAUGCCUAAUAGAUUUAUGGAAAUUUGAAGAAAGAUCAACAGCUGACACUCCUCAAAGUCGAGCUCGUAGAGCAUUAUUUCAACAGCGCUUAUUCUUAUUGUGUUUAGAGUUUCUUGGAGCAUACGAUCGUGAUAUAGCUAAAUCUCAUCACUUUCCUAUGGAUAUUCGUCUUGUACAUGAUUUGGCAUCUGUAGGUAGCAUUCAACGUCAAGGUUUAACACCAUGUCCAUCACAAUCAUGGAUGUCGAGUAAUUUAGACACUACACAUAAUCGAGCUAAUAACAAUGAUAGUAACAAUAAAGGACAAUUGAAUACACCAUCACAAUUGGCUAAUGAACAUCAAGAUGUUUGGGCACAAGCCCAUCGUUGUUUUAUUGAUGCUGCGCUUACUCAAAUGAAUGAAAUUCCAUCAUGGUGGCCUACUGAACUUAAGGAAAAUUGGCGUACAACGUCGAGUAAACUACGUUUUACAUUGGCAUCUGAACGUCUUUCCAAUGCUAUUCAAACACAUCUAGUUAAUGUUAAGACUGCUAUAUCCAUUUGGCGCACUUGUGGUCGGACAAUCAUAUCCGAGGGUAAAAACCAAAAAGAUUUAAAUUUAUGGCGAUCCUACGCUAAAGGUUUCUGGCAAAUAAGUCAUGAUUUACUUGUAACGGCUACAUGUCAAGAUGCUGCGAUUCCAAUUCAAGAAUCAAGACGCAUAUUUGAUUCGGCCUUAAGCAUGUAUCCUAUACCGGAAGAUUUCGGACCAUCAAUUGAUGAUAUGGAUAAGUUGGUUGAAUUUCAUCAAACUGUAUAUACUCCUAGAUUGAAACUUCUACAGGAUUAUAUUGAUUUAGAACUGGAUGUAUGCCCUGGAUCAGGUAGUUGUCAAAAAGGAUUCAAUGAAGAAAAUCGUGUAUUAUAUUUACUAACAUAUAUCGCAAUUGGUGGUGUUUACCAUUCAUAUGAACAACAAUCUACCAGUGAAAUUUUACCGUCAAUUAUUGUGAAAACUAAUUAUCGUUUUGGUAAGCGUAUUGAAGCUAUAUGGACAACAUUGGUUGGAUUGCCAGAGGAUUUAACCACUCAAAUUAAUAAUUAUCAAGAGUUUUUAGAUGGUCUACUUGGUACUGUCCCUAUUCUAUGCUAUUUAAAUUUAAUGUUUGAUCUUUUAACAACAGAUGAAAAGGCUUUAGACUCAUCACUUGCUAGUCUACUGCCUAUUCUUGGACGAAUUGAUAGAUUAUGUAGUAAAUUUCUAUCUAUCAAUUUAGACGAAUCUUAUCCUCUUGGUUCAAAAUCAAGUAGUCGUUGGUCAGCAAAUAAUAAUUUAUCUGAUGAUACUGAUGAUUUAAUCCCGGCACCGUUACAAAAUCGUAUUUGUACUAAUAAAUUUAUUAAUUUAACAAUUGGCGGUUUAUCUGCAUUCUGUGCUCUACGUCAACGCAAUCGACGUCCACUUUUAAAUCAUUUAUUUCAAUUAAUAAUGAAACAUAAUAAAUAUCAUUCAAGUGAUAUACUAAUGGAUUUAAUGUUUCCAUCACAAUUAAGUUAUCUUCUUCCAUCAAGGAUUUCAUUAGAUCAAAGAAAAUUACCCCUAUCUCUGAUGAAUGCAUCUUCAUGUCAUGGUCUGUUGCCACCGUUAUUCUUAGCUUCUUUUAUUCAUCAAUUAAAUCAUUUAAGACAAAAUGUAGCAAAGUUAGCCUCUCAAUCUAUUAUUCAACAAUCACUGAAUAGUAUAUCACGUUCAAAUAUUCGACAAAAUCAACAACAAAAUAUUAAUUUUCUGGAAGGAUCAAUUGGUGCAGAAGUCAAUAGUUUUAUUGGUCAUCAGUUAGAACUAUGUUCUGCUUGUUUACCAAAUGUUUUAGAUUUAUUCAUUUUAAGUUUAGAAUUAGAACGAUGGACGAGUUUAAUUGCUGGUGUUACUUGUGAUUAUGGUGAUGGAAGAAAUUCCGUAAGUGAUCAACGUGUACGUAAUGCAUUUGAGAAGGCUGUGCAAAUUAGUCCAUUUCUUACAUCAUUUAUAUCUUCUGAAGGAAACUUGAUUCAUGUAGCGCUAGGUGCUAAUACACCGUCAUUCUGGUCGGCGCAUUUACGUUUAGUUAUAUGGAGAGCUUAUAUGGCAUUUGGUUGGAUGGCUGGUCCACCUCAUACUUCUAAUACAUCUACUACAACUAUUACAAAUAAUUUAGAUCCUCGUCAACGUCGUCAAGCUGUAAAAGCAGUUUUUUACCGAGCUGUUGAAGAUGUUCCAUGGGCUAAAGCUCUGUAUACAGAUCUAGUUCGUUAUUGUCCAGAAGAUGUUGAAGAAGUUGUUGAUUUAUUAUCGGAACGUGAAUUAAGAUUAAGAACACCGUUAGAAGAAGUUGAUCUGUUAUUGACUGCCAGGCCUCAUGAAUAAAUAUAUAUCUUGUAUACUAUGAUUAUUUUAAAUCGGAAACCAAUACAUGUAUAGUUUCUUUUCUUACGUCCAUAAGUUUAUAUACUAAUAAAUUAUUCAACAUUCAC